Neurospora tetraspora is the source of this 261-nucleotide messenger RNA. RefSeq names its product mitochondrial import inner membrane translocase subunit tim-13. The transcript has 2 exons. The record is from RefSeq and is a predicted model, not a curated record. Lineage: Eukaryota; Fungi; Ascomycota; Sordariomycetes; Sordariales; Sordariaceae. The coding region runs from base 1 to 261 and encodes 86 amino acids.
AUGUCCGACUCAACCUCCGAGACCGUCAAGAAGGCCAUCAUCAAGCAGGUCCUCAUCGAGUCCCAGAGCGCCAAUGCGCGGACUUUGAUGGAGAAAAUCGGCGAAAACUGCUUCACCUCGUGCGUCCCCAAGCCGGGCUCCUCCCUCUCCAGCGCCGAGAAGACGUGCGUGGCCCAGUGCACGGAGAAGUACAUGGCGGCGUGGAACGUGGUCAACACGACGUACUUGAAGAGGAUACAGCAGGAGAUGGGUAACCAGUAG